This is a messenger RNA of Rhizophagus irregularis DAOM 181602=DAOM 197198, 1947 nucleotides long. RefSeq lists its product as uncharacterized. Gene Ontology annotation, molecular function: malonate-semialdehyde dehydrogenase (acetylating, [NAD(P)+]) activity; methylmalonate-semialdehyde dehydrogenase (acylating, NAD+) activity. Lineage: Eukaryota; Fungi; Glomeromycota; Glomeromycetes; Glomerales; Glomeraceae. Gene Ontology annotation, biological process: thymine catabolic process; L-valine catabolic process. Gene Ontology annotation, cellular component: mitochondrion. The record is from RefSeq and is a predicted model, not a curated record.
AUGUUGUCGUCUCGUUUAAGGUUACAGCCAAAAACCACGUCUUUAGUAAAUAAUAUUUAUGAACGUAUUUGGAAAAUAAAUCGAUCCUUUUCUACAUCACACCCCUCAUUACAACCUGCUUCACCGAUUGAUCCUCUGAAAAGUUUUCGUACAACUCCUCUUUUCAUAAAUGGAAAAUUUGUUGAAUCAAUUACUAACAAUUGGAUUCCUGUUCAUAAUCCUGCAAACAACGAACUAGUAACUCUUAUUCCGGAAACUACGCCGCAAGAAUUGAAUGACGCGGCAGAAACAGCCGCCGAAGCAUUUAAAUCUUGGCGAAAGUCUUCAAUUCUCACAAGACAACGCAUAUUAUUAGACUUACAACUCUUAAUCCGUGAAAACACUGAUAAAAUAGCAAAGUCCAUCACUGAAGAACAAGGUAAAACUCUCGCUGACGCAAAAGGUGACGUGUUGCGUGGUAGACAAGUAGUAGAGCAUGCGUGUGGUAUUACGAAUUUAUUGUUGGGUGAACAAUUAGCUGUAUCUAAUGAUAUGGAUACAUAUACUAUAAGAGAACCAUUAGGUGUUACUGCUGGUAUUUGUCCAUUUAAUUUUCCGGCAAUGAUACCAUUAUGGAUGUUUCCUUUAUCUAUUGCUGCCGGAAAUACAAUGAUUAUUAAGCCAAGUGAGCGUGACCCUGGUGCUAUGAUGAUACUUGCUCAAUUGGCUAAAGAAGCUGGUGUUCCAGAUGGUGUUCUAAAUGUUGUUCAUGGAUCUGUUGAAACCGUGAAUUUCUUAUGCGAUAAUGAACAUAUUAAAGCAAUAUCUUUUGUUGGAAGUGAUAAAGCUGGAAAGUAUAUUCACAAACGAGGCACUUUAAACGGAAAGAGAGUACAGGCAAAUUUAGGUGCAAAAAAUCACGGUGUCAUAAUGCCAGAUGCCAAUAAGAAUCAUACUUUAAACCAAUUGGCUGGUGCUGCUUUUGGUGCCGCGGGGCAGCGUUGUAUGGCGUUAUCCACCGUUGUUUUUGUAGGCGAAGCAGAAGAAUGGCUUCCCGAACUUGUGGAGCGCGCAAAAAAACUCAAAGUAUCUGGAGGAUUCGAACCAGAUGUUGAUGUUGGACCCUUGAUUUCUCGCGAAGCAAAAGGACGUGUCGAACGGUUAAUUCAAAGUGGGGUCGAACAGGGAGCUAAAUUAGUAUUGGAUGGUCGUAAUCCAAGUGUUUCUAAAGAAUAUAAAAAUGGAAAUUUUGUUGGGCCAACAAUCUUGUCCAAGGUAACUACAGAAAUGGAUUGUUACAAGGAAGAAAUAUUUGGACCUGUUCUUGUUUGUUUAAAUGUUGAUACACUAGAUGAAGCCAUUGAUUUGAUCAAUAAAAAUCCUUAUGGAAAUGGAACGGCUAUUUUUACAAAUAGUGGUAGUAACGCUCGUUAUUUCACAAAUAAUAUUGAAGCCGGACAAAUUGGCGUUAAUGUGCCUAUUCCUGUCCCUUUACCAAUGUUUUCAUUUACUGGUAACCGCGCUUCUAUCCAGGGUGAUAUCAAUUUUUAUGGAAAAUCCGGGUUGCAAUUUUAUACACAAACUAAAACAGUUACUUCUUUAUGGAGACAUGAAGAUGUAAAUCAUACUAAGUCUGCCGUCAAUAUGCCUACAAUGCGAUAAAGAUAAUAAAAAUUAUUUAUUUAAUUUUUUUUUACACAAAAUCACAAAAUUGGUAGUUUUAGCGAUCAGAUCGACAGAUCUAUCUAAUAUAUCAAAUGAAUUCUUAAUACUUUAUCUUAUAAGAAGUAACCCGACUUUUUUAAAUAAUUGAUGCCAUAUUUGUCAAGCUCAAUGUAAAUUAUUUCAUGCAUUCCAUACUCUCUUAACAACUUCAGUCAAACCUACAUCAUUUGUAUUGAAUUCAUAACAACCGUAAAGAACAAUAAUAGUGGCUCCUCUCAAACCCCACGUUGUUAUCUUAUUCAA